AUGAAUGGCGGAGCCCGCGGCAUUGGCGCGGGCAUUGUCGCCACCUUAAGUGACGCCGGUGCUCGGAUCAUGGUUGCCGACAUCGGCAUCCAGAACAGUUCCGCUAACGAGUGGAAUUACGCACUGGCAGGUGAAGACGAGAUCGAUCAGCUGCGCAAGCGCCACCCACAGAUUGGAACCUGCCACGUAGACGUCACAGACCCUGAGAGCUGUGUGGCAGCCGUGCAGACAACUGUCGAUCAGUUCGGUCAACUGGACGUUCUGAUCAACAACGCAGGUAUUGUCGACAGCGGCCCUAUUGAAACCUUCAAGGUAGACGUCUGGGACAAAAUAUUUGCGGUGAACAGCAAAGGCAUUUUCCUGAUGGCACAGGCUGCCCUGCCUCAUCUGCGUAAAACAGAGAACCCCUGCAUCGUCAACACAGCGUCUAUAGCGGGCAAACAGGGAUAUCCCAACAUGGCGGCUUACUGCGGCUCAAAAUUUGCCGCCAUCGGCAUCACCCAGUCACUUGCAGCAGAACUCGCGCCGCAAAACAUCAGGGUCAACGCAAUCUGUCCGGGCAUGGUUGGCACUGCCAUGUGGCUGGAGCACCUGUUACCCAGCAAUGCAACCAGUGACAGUCAGAAAGAAGCGGAAUUUACUGAAAGCAUGGCGCAGACCAUUCCUCUGGGCCGACCACAAACCCCUGAAGAUAUGGGGGAUGCGGUCCUGUACCUGAUCAACGCGGUAAAUGUCAGUGGCGUUGCGCUGUCCGUGGCUGCCAUCUAUGCGCUGUCGCUAUGGGCGCUGGGAGAGGAUGAAGCGUACCAGAUUGUUGUCGGCAAACAGGAUCUGCAACGCCUGAAUGAUCAAUGGUCCAUGCAGAUGCGACGCCCACCCUCGGAACAGGAACUUGCCGGGCUGGUUGAACAGUUCAUCAAAGAAGAGAUUUAUUAUCGAGAAGCCAUGCGCCUGGGACUGGACGCCAACGAUACGAUUGUGCGCCGCCGUAUGGUGCAGAAGCUGACCUUUCUGACAGAAGACAUUGCCACGUCGGCAACCUUCUCUGACGCUGACCUGCAGAAUUUCUACAACGACCAUCUCGAUAAUUAUCGGCUGGCCGAGCGCUUCAGCUUCAAACAUCGCUACUUUUCUGUGGACCGUCGCGCCGAUGCCCGUGCUGACGCAGCCGAAGCGUUACAGAACCCUGCGAUCGGCGGCGAUCCGUUUAUGCUGCAACGCGAAUACGCGUUGCGAUCAGAACGUGAAGUAGGUGAUCUGUUCGGACGCGAUUUUGCUGCCACACUUGCAACACUUACCCCAGACGAAGCAUGGCAGGGGCCUGUGCAAUCUGCUUACGGGUGGCAUUUGGUGCUGUUGAUCAACAGAGCACCAGCAACCGUACAGGCUUUUGCCGAUGUCCGAGAGCGCGUUCUGAAUGACGCCCAGCAGGCCGCACGUGAUACCGCCAAUACCCGCUAUUAUGAAGAUCUCCGCAGUCAAUACAUCAUCAGCACGCUUUGCCGUGUUGUGGAAACAGCCAGCGGUACAGAACGGGUCACACCAGCUGCCUAUAUCCAACGCUGGCAAACCGAUUGUGAUCUGACCAGAGACGCCAUCCACAUCGACGGCCUGUCAAUGACCCUUACAGAUGUCAUGGUGCGCUACGACAGCGCCGAUGGCAGCACCGCCAAUUAUGUAUUGCGGCCGGAAAGCCCUACUCUGAACAUCGCCACGGACAUCCCAAGCACCCUGUCUUACCUGUGGAUUGGUGUUGAACAUCUUCUGUUUGGCCUUGACCACGUUCUGUUUGUGAUCGGCCUCGUGCUGUUCAUUCGAGCACCCUGGCCACUGCUUAAAACGGUCACAGCGUUCACUGUCGCCCAUUCAAUCACUCUGGCACUGUCGGUUCUGGGCUGGGUCAGGCUUGAGCAGGGCCCCAUUGAAGCUAUCAUUGCGCUGUCCAUAUUGUUUCUUGCCCGUGAGUUAGUACAACCGCCCGAACAACGCUCCCGUCUGACUAUGGCAAACCCGUGGAUCAUGGCCUUCGUUUUUGGACUGCUGCACGGUCUGGGCUUCGCCGGUGCACUCAGUGAUGUUGGUUUACCCGACGACGAUCUGUGGCUGGCCCUGCUGCUGUUCAAUGUUGGCCUGGAAAUGGGGCAACUGAUGAUCAUCGUGAUUGUGAUGACCUGUAUCUGGUUUGCGCGACGCUUUACUGCAUUACCCAUGGUCAUCCGCGGUGGCGCAUGGGGUAUGGGAAUCUUUAUGCCACUAAAAUACAUUUUCGCCAUUGGCCUGAUCGGCCUGCUGAUCAACGGCUGCAGUGAGCAACAAGCUGCCGCACCAGAGGCUGCGCCACAAGCGCCUGCUGAUUUCACCAAUGCCUUUCGCCAGGCGCUGGAAACGGCACAACCCGGCGACGUGAUUGAAGUACCAGCGGGGACUUACACGUUCAAGCGCUCGCUGGUAUUGAAUACCGAUAACGUGACAAUUCGCGGCGCAGGUAUGGAUCAAUCGAUAUUGAGUUUCAAAGGGCAGAUCGCAGGCGCGGAAGGCUUAUCCGUCAGCGCCAGCAAUUUUGUCAUAGAAGACCUGGCCAUCGAAGAUACGGUGGGCGAUGCAUUGAAAGUCAACGAAGGCAACAACAUCACCAUUCGCCGUGUGCGCACAGAAUGGACCAACGGUCCUGACGUUAACAAUGGUGCCUACGGCAUCUAUCCGGUACAGACGACCAAUGUGCUGGUUGAAGGAAAUGUGGCUAUAGCGGCGUCAGACGCGGGUAUCUAUGUAGGUCAGUCCCAGAACGUGGUGGUCCGUAAUAAUCGAGCUGAAUACAACGUCGCGGGUAUUGAAAUAGAAAACACCAUUGGCGCCGAUGUUUAUAACAACGUUGCCACCAACAAUACAGGUGGCAUUUUGGUAUUCAACAUGCCACAAAUUCCCCAACGCGGUCAUUCAACCAGGGUUUACAAAAACGAGGUGCAUAACAACAACACCGCCAAUUUUGCAGCGCCGGGCACGGCGGUUUCCGGUGUUCCUGCCGGCUCUGGUGUAAUCAUUAAUUCCAAUGACAAAGUGGAAAUUUUUGAUAACAACAUCACCAACAACAAUACCGCCAACAUUGUGAUCUCCAGCUACUUCAGUGCCAAUUACGCAGGACAACGCGAUCUGGCAGAAAACUUUGACCCCUAUCCGGAAGACAUCUUCAUUUAUGGCAACCUGUUUGAAGGCGGCGGGCAAGCGCCGGGCAGCAGUUACUUAACCGAAGUCAAAGACGCGGUGUACGGCUCUGAUGGCGAAUUUCCGGACAUCAUCUGGGACGGCAUCAUCAGCCCAACGCUGGCAGAAGGACAGGCUGUCAUCUGCGUGCAGAACGGUGAUGCGGAACUGUUGAAUAUCGAUGCGGCUAAUGAAUUUGCUAAUCCAAACGUUAAUAUGGGCAACCACGAUUGCACCGUAGAUAAAUUGUCAGCAGCAAACGCGCUGGUCCCCGCUGAAGAUACGCACAUCUAUGACCUGAACACCCCACUGUUCACAGACUACGCGCUGAAACUUCGCACCCUGUACGUUCCACCGACCCGCACCGCACAGUUUGAACCGUUUGACGCCUUUGUCCUGCCGGUGGGCAGCAUUAUCAGUAAAACCUUUUUCUACCAGCACAACGGCGACGGCGCGCUGAUCCUAGAUGCCGGUUGGGACGGCAAUCCCGCAAGCCUGCAGAUGGAUAAGACCCUGCUGCUGGAAACCCGACUGUUGGUGAAGCAGAGUAAUGGCUGGGAUGCCCUGCCCUACAUCUGGCGCGGCGACGACGCCUACCUUUCGAUCACCGGCGACCUGCAGACGUUGUCUACCAGCAAAGGUGAGGUACUGAACUACCUGGUGCCCAGCCGCAACCAAUGUGCUGGAUGCCAUGCCACAGACCAUACUGCAGGUGAUAUCCAACCGAUUGGGAUCAAAGCCCGCCACCUGAAUCGUGUAGAUCCAAUCCAUGGUAUCAAUCAGCUCACCGCGUGGCAGGCAAGGGGUAAUCUGGAGGGCAUGCCGUCCUUAGAUGCGGUGUUUGCCAAUGCUGAUAUGAACUCGCAGCAGGCAGAUCUGGAUCACCGCGCGCGAAGUUACCUGGACAUCAACUGCGGACAUUGUCACAACGCAUCAGGUGCAGCAGACACCUCCGGGUUGCUACUCGACUACGCAGAUCACGAUUUGAAGACUAUGGGACAGUGCAAACCUCCAAUAGCUGCGGGUCGAGGCUCUGGCGGACACCUUUACAGUAUUGUGCCGGGCGCGGCUGACGCAUCCAUUCUGACUUAUCGGAUGAACACCACAGACCCAGGCACAAUGAUGCCGGAAUUAGGGCGCACACUGGUUCACGCUGAAGGCCACGCAUUAAUUGCGCAAUGGAUAGAUGCUAUGGACGGGGUCUGCCUGUAG
Messenger RNA from Symbiodinium necroappetens, 4413 nucleotides. Lineage: Eukaryota; Dinophyceae; Suessiales; Symbiodiniaceae. The record is from the annotation of a GenBank genome assembly.